CCAUCCCCACCACCUGCAGUGCAGGAAGAAGAAGCGUAGACUGAGGCGUUGCCAUCGAACUUAAGGCCCUCUUUUUUUGUGCAAAGCCGGUGAAGCGUCCGCCUGGGAUGUCCGCCGGCUUGAAACGAACGGCACCGGCUGAAGGGGCAGCUGGUGCGGAGGCCGGGAAACGCGGCAAUUUGCAAAGCCCGUCCGUUCCGUCGCCCGAAGCACAGAAAGAGCAAACCUCCGAUGCUUUCGAAAAUCUGAAACUGGCUCCCCAGACAGUACUGGAAACGCUCCAGCGAAGCGGGAGAUCAAAGUGUCCAAAAUGCCAUUGUUCAAGGAUGUUCUACUGUUAUUCGUGCUUCCUUCUGGUAGAUGGAGUGAGCUCUGAUGAGAUCCCUCAAGUCAAGCUGCCUCUGAAGAUCGAUAUUAUCAAACACCCCAAUGAGACUGAUGGGAAGAGUACCGCCGUGCAUGCAAAGCUGUUGGCCCGAGAUGACGUUAAUAUUUACACGUACCCUUGCAUGCCAGAGUACGGGAAUGAAAAACAUGAAGUCGUGGUGAUGUUCCCUGGACCGACCUCAGUUUGUCUUGAGGACCUUCCAAAGCACUUAUCAAACAUUGCAGACGAGAAAUCCGUUUUGGCAAAGCUCGGGAAGAAUGCGCCCAGUGACAGUGGGAGCAGUGUGCUGGAGGAACCAUCAGUUAAACAGCCAAAGUACGACUGUGAAGACAAACUUGGUUUAAGUGUGGAGGAGCCAGCAAAUGAGAAGACAAAACCAGCCCUGUUAAAACGUGUGAUAUUUAUCGAUAGCACCUGGAACCAAACUAAUAAAAUCAUCACAGAUGAGCGUCUCCAAGAAUUGCUUCACGUUGAGCUAAGAACGCAAAAGACUUGUUUUUGGCGUCAUCAGAAAGGGAAGCCAGAUACCUACCUCUCUACAAUUGAGGCGAUUUACUAUUUCCUAGUUGACUACCACACUCUGCUUUUAAAGGAGAGCUACGAUGGGAAAUAUGACAACCUGCUAUUCUUCUAUUCAUUCAUGUACAGAUUAAUCAGGAAGGCGAAACGUGCAUCAGGCAAACUGAGUUGAGCUGCUGGUUGUGGAAAAUCACUUGUUAUUUGUACAGACUGACCUUUUGUUCAGUUCAUGACUUUCAUGUUCUGGUUCAUUGAAGAUUCUUUUAAGUCAGUAGGCUGGUACUGCAAACACACUGUAUGUUUCACAUGGAGACUGGUUAGUGUAAAUUAUGCCCAUUUUUGGGCUUAUUACAUUAACUGAAAAGAUGCAUAAUUCUGCAUCAAUAUGAGUACAGUGAACCUCACAUAAGUCUUAUUAGUUGGGACCACACAUUUAAUAUGACUUAU
Messenger RNA from Callorhinchus milii (elephant shark), 1354 nucleotides. RefSeq names its product DTW domain containing 1 (gene dtwd1). Lineage: Eukaryota; Metazoa; Chordata; Chondrichthyes; Chimaeriformes; Callorhinchidae. The transcript is spliced from 5 exons. Bases 108 to 1079 code for a protein of 323 amino acids. Gene Ontology annotation, biological process: tRNA modification. Gene Ontology annotation, cellular component: nucleus. Gene Ontology annotation, molecular function: tRNA-uridine aminocarboxypropyltransferase activity. The record is from RefSeq and is a predicted model, not a curated record.